CCAUGUCGCCCGUGUCCCGAUCCCGUCCUAAUGAGGACACUCUGGGCUCUGAGAAACGACGGCGUGCCUCGGACAGCCCACCGUCGGUGUUACAGACUCGACGAUCCCCUUGGGGAGGCGGUUUCGGUCUUCAGCUCAGCGGAUCCGAGGGGCUCGGCCCUCCGCGGGGUCCAGAGAGGCCCGGCCCCAGGUCUGGGGAGCUGCCGCCACCGCCAGGGAUCCGCACAUUUGCCGCCUCUUGGUCCUCCUCUUCCGUCUCUGGCGGCUACCGCUACCACUAUUAUGCGGGAGAGCGUUUGUGGGCCGAGGACCAGGAGAAGGAAAAGGAGGAGAGCUAUCGGCAAAGGAGGCUGAAGGAAAGAGAGAGGAUAGGAGAGCUGGGCGCGCCCGAGGUGUGGGGACUGUCACCCAAGUUUCCUGAGCCAGAUUCGGAUGAACACACACCAGCUGAAGAGGAGGUGAAGAACCCGAAGAACAGCAGUUCAGACGUCGCCAGUGAAGAAAACAGCACGAAGACCGGUCAUUCAACAAAGAGAAAAAGGAAGAAAAAGCCCUCCAAACGGAAACGUAGAAAGUAUUGUGACAGUGACAGCAAUUCAGACUCUGACGUUCAGUCUUGCUCCGGGGGCGAUAAAAGGAAAGUUAAAGCCAGGAAGAAAGACAAGAAAAAGAAACACCGGGCAAAACAACUCAAGAAGAGGAGGAGGACUAGAAAAGAAUCCAGCGAGAUACGCUGCGAAGCUUUAGAAAGGGAAUUGCCAGAAGAGGCGUGGAUGGAACAGUCAGUGAGUGCAGAUGCCCCGGAUUUAAUAGGCCCCAAAGCACCGGUAAUACACACCUCUCAGGAUGAGAGACCUUUGAAUUAUGGCCACGCUCUGCUUCCAGGUGAAGGCGCAGCCAUGGCUGAAUAUGUAAAAGCUGGAAAGCGUAUCCCACGAAGGGGUGAAAUUGGGUUGACGAGUGAAGAGAUCGCCUCCUUUGAGGGUUCAGGUUACGUCAUGAGUGGUAGCCGACAUCGCCGGAUGGAGGCUGUAAGGCUGCGGAAAGAGAACCAGAUUUACAGUGCUGAUGAGAAAAGAGCCCUUGCAUCCUUUAACCAGGAAGAGAGGCGGAAGAGAGAGAAUAAGAUCCUAGCCAGUUUUCGAGAAAUGGUAUACAGAAAGACGAAAGGGAAGGAUGACAAGUGA
Microtus oregoni (creeping vole) is the source of this 1187-nucleotide messenger RNA. It is a transcript of the gene Nkapl, whose product is annotated as NFKB activating protein like. NCBI's taxonomy places the organism in Eukaryota, Metazoa, Chordata, Mammalia, Rodentia, Cricetidae. Gene Ontology annotation, biological process: regulation of gene expression. Gene Ontology annotation, molecular function: chromatin binding. Bases 3 to 1187 code for a protein of 394 amino acids. The transcript has a single exon. The record is from RefSeq and is a predicted model, not a curated record. Gene Ontology annotation, cellular component: nucleus.